GCAGGCGUGUUCGGGAACGCGCUUGUGGUUUCUGCUGGUGGUGUGUCAUAACAAAGCAGAGGGAAGUUACAGGGAGAUAACACGGGGCAUUACUGUGCCGUUUAUCCGAUAGGAUGGCGACGAUGGAGAAAACCAAGUCGCGCCAGCCCAAAAAGAAAUCUAAAUCCAAAAGGACUCAUGAGACUCACAUACAAGAUGAUCUAGCUAGUUCAUCUAUCUCAUACCAAGAGGUUCCCACUUCUCCAAGUCAUGUAGUGGAAGAGGAAUUGGCUGAUGCAGCAAAGGACUCAAAAAGUUCCAAUCAAGGAGAGCCUGUCUUCUCAGACACAGAAGAAUAUCCUCUCCUCUCAUCUGCUACUGAAGCUUCGCCCAUUCAAACAGCAAGCAGUGCUUCUGAAGAGGGUCCAAAAGAGACUUCAUCAAAUGACUGUCAUGUUGAUCUUGGUGCAGCUACUGUUGUAGCUCCGGAGGAGAAACUUGAAAGGCCAGAGGUUGCCGAGGACAUUUUGAUUGAAAUUAACUCCCCUGUACACAAGCUAGUCUUAACUGAACAAAAAAACAAUGUUGAAGUUACAAACAGGCCCUCUGAAAAUCCAUACAGUUCUGUUUCUAAACAACUUCAGAAGGUUAAAACUGCAAGAGACGUUGAAGAGGGAAUUGAGGCUGUUACCUCUGGGCUAAAUGCAGCAAGUUUGUCUCGUGCAGCAGACAUGAAAGAAAACAAACAAGCAUUGACUGCCCAGCACAGAAGCAUGGUGUUAGGGUCUCAAGCACAAGUGGGCAAUAAAAGACGGGGAGAUGAGGAAGCAAAUAUGCUGAUUGUUAAGCCAUUCAGUGAUGAUGAACUUUCUGCCUUAUAUUCCAACCAAGAGCUUGAUGCUUGUAUGGAAUUUGUUUCCAGCUUUGUGGAGGCACAUUUGCGUCCGUCCUCUAAACAUACUCACCCCUUACAUGACCUACUUGUUAUUUACCUGCGCUCUAUUAACAGACUUGUCAUUAACCAUAUGGAAUUAGAGGCAAAUAAGAAAGAAAGUAAAGAAAAGCAGAGCCAUUUGUGGAUUUUAGAAACCACAACCAUCACUGAAAGUGGGGAAUGCCAGGAUGGAAACCCAGUAUCAGCCAGCCAUGUUUAUCAAAUGUCCAAACUAAACCGUCCAACAUUAUCGCAGUUGAGACGCAUCUUGGCAGGCAUGAGAGAGCUUGUGAACAUUACACAUUCGUUGGACGCUUAUUCAUGUGAAGCUGCUCGUUUACAAAUAGAAGGCUUAAUUCAAAAUGUUGCACAGAGUUGUCCCGAACUUUUAUCGAUAUCUGAAAAUUCUGGAGCCAGCCUCACUCUUGGCCCUCAUACAUCAAAUUUAGAAAAGUCUGUCAUGGAUCUGCGAACAUGCAUUGCAAUACUUUUCAGUUUCCAAAGAAGGCCAAUGAGAGAUGAGCGUUUUGUACGAGACACUCAAGAUUGGCUGUCUCGUCUCGUUGCCAUUCUAGUCCGUAUUGGUAAUUGGCAAGAUCACAUGUUUCUCCUUAACCAUGUGUUGAGAUGUCCUGCGGGUGUAGGUCAAUGGGCUUCAAAUUUUGUACAGACUCCAGUCCCGCAGUACUGUCCUUCAAGUCCAGGGGCAAAUUCACCGUUUGACAGCCCUUAUAUUGAUCAUGUCAUGGUUGCUCUUGCUACUAUAAUUCUUCCAAUUAGAGAGAGAGCGGCAUUUCUAGAACAAUUUCGAGCUUCGCUAGGAGAGUUCAGUGGAACAACAGAUGCUUGGAUUGUCCUUGAUUCAGAUGGAGAGGAUGAGGAGGGAGAUGAAGAUGGAGAAAAUUCAGUUGCUCUGAGGGAAAAUGACUUGGUAGCCCUCCUAAAUCAGGUCGCCAUUGGACCAAUGUUUCAAUAUCUCCUUUGUGUUGAGAAAGGGGAGAGUAAUGAUGUUUGGACAGGUGCAUCUGUUACACCCCAACACUUCCUUCGACUUCUUUCAUUUAGCACUGUCCUUGUACGGCUUUUGCGCAGAGGUCUGGAGGCUCUUGCUGUACCUAGAUAUAGGCAGCUCUCCAAGAGACUUGGCCGUCUUGUUAGACACACUGUUCAAUAUGCCACUGAUCUAUGGCAGAUUUUGAGUGAAACCUUCUCUCACGAAACUGACCCUGCUAUGGGUUUGAGGCUGCAGGUGGAAUAUGAUGCUUUCCUAGUUCGUGCCACAAAUUGCAUUCAUUCCUCACGACAUCUAGGCGCCUGGCAAUUUCUAGCUAUCCUACCAUAUAAUAUGGUCUCUCUAACUACUCUGUGGCAACUUUGGUAUGCACUCCAUGAAGAGGACCAAAAUGAAGAAGCCAUCAUAAACUGUAAUCAGCAUGAGGAUUGGGAGGCAAAGGUGUACAAUCCUUCUCUCAGAGCACAGCUGGAAGAUCGUUUGACGUCCAUGCCAGAUUCAGAAUCUUAUUACCUUCUGACAACAUUUGCCAACAUGGCUCUUUCAAGGCACAAUCAUGACUGGGCGUUUAUUCGAGCAGCUUGUCUUGAUCUAUUACAGAUUGGUUUUCUUAGCUUGAAUUCUCAAGAGGCCUGUUCUAAAUCUGUUAGGAUUCUCCUGAGUGGAUUGGUUGCUAAACAUCCCCCGCUCCUGUCUGAAAUUCUAACAAGGCUUUCUGAAAACUUCUCUGCUGCUGGAAAACUAAGUCUGUACCUCUACCGGGAACUCCCAUUAAAUCACUGGCAACCUGUGCGAGAUGAUGUGACCAUUAUAACUAGGUGGCUUUUACGGUUCCCUCUGACAUCACCAGAAAAUAACUUGGCUCGCUAUAUCCUUACCAACCUCAACUGGGGCUUCAAUUAUAGUGGAGAUCUGUUCCUGGUUCCUCAACUGCACAGAGAUGUUGCAAUACUGGUUCUCAAGGCUGCUCUUCAAUACGUUCCUGAUGCUACUGGAAGCACAGCAAUGAUUUCAGAAGGUUUGAAGCAGGUAUCGUCUAUGGUAAGAGCUCAAACAGCAGAGCAAGCAUUUCUGCAAUGGGUGUGGGAUAUGUUUGCAAAAUUAAGAUUGCAUUUACUGGACCAAUCAGAAUCCACAGUGUGGUCUGCAAUGGUUAAUUUAAAUGAAAUGCUUCACCAUGUCCCUGAUCUGGAAGUAGAUAGUCUUGUUGAACUUGUUUUGGGAGUCAAGCAAGGACAUAGUGUUGCCAGUUUUGCGGUUGUUGCAAUUACUCAAGUGGGUCACAGUGUACCGCAAAUUUGUAUGCAAGGCUUCAAUCAUUUGUGCCACCUUCUUUCAUGUGGUCGCUAUGAAGCUGUGUUGACAUUACUGCGUCAUAUUAUGCCCUUGUUUCUUGAAUGUGUACCAUCACUUUUAGAAACUGAGAAGUUUCAAACAGUGUUGAAUGGCUUACUUCAAGCAGAUAGAACUUAUGUGAAAAUGGCAAAAAAUUUGAUUGUGUCUGAUUUUCCUGGCCCAAUUAUUAAUCAGUUUGGGAACAUGAUCCAGAGUCAUUUGCACUAUUUCCGAAGGUACAACCAGGAAGGCCCUCACACUUUUGUAUCUUUGUGGCUUCAAGUCCUCACCAAUGUACAAGAUUGGGCUCGCAAUCAGGGUGCACUUUAUUUGUUGGACAUAGUGUUAAGGACAGCGUUCUUUGACCCAGAAUCUAAGAAAAUUGCCUAUGACCACCUCAGACAACUUUUCCAGAAAACAUAUACUGGACGAGAUGAAGAGACAGGAUUGGGCUCUCGACAGGGAGGAGCCCUCUCUUCCAUCAUGAGCUGGGUUUCAUCUGGGACUGCAGUUGGCUCCCCUCUCCUGCCGGCUGUGUCUUGCCCUGACGGACCGUGGUUCGCAUUCUUUGCCUUGGAGAUUGAACAGGAGGAACUUGAAGACAAGACUGGAUUGUGGAAGGAGGUCCAAAAGGAACUUGCAUCUAUGACGGGCAAGCCCUCUGUUGACAGUGCCAUCAAAAAGGCAUGUUGUACAUUGAAGAGACCAGCCCCUCCGUCAACAAUGUUGAGUAUUUACCGUUGGUCUCAACAAGCUCUUGAUACUCCAAUGGAUCAUCCUCUCCUUCCUCUCUUCUGGCAAAAAUUCUUUUUGCAAUUUUUAUCUCGGGUUCCAACUCCAUCGGGCCAGGAAGUGGGGAGUGUUGGUCCAAAGUUCUUUGAAGGCAUGGUAAAUCUUAUUUACCUGAAACGUAUAAAGAAGAGAUUGCAGGAGUGUAAAGAAUUUUAUUGGGCAGCUGUUGAUGACUGCAAAACUGAUGAUCCUGAGAGGCGUACUUGGCUUGAAAAUACAUCAAAGAUGAUUUGGACCUUAGGUCUUUGGUUGGAAGAACCACGGCUUCAUGAACCCACACUUUACCUACCUGCAUUGCCUCCUUUGUACAACGCAGAGAAACUUGCAACCAUUCUACAAGGAGAUAGGAAAUUGUGGCUUGAGUUGAUGGAUUAUAAGACUGUUUUAGAAGAACAGAAGAAAUCAGCUCAGCAAUGGGAAUCUUCUCAAUUCCGUGCCAUUAGUCCAUCCUCUCCUUCUGUUGAAUCAAAGCAGCUACCUGUUCACAGUCACAACCGUGAUGAAGGAAAGAAUCCUGUGGAACGCACCUUGAAGAGACUUCAAUCAUAUGACACUCCAGCAGGUCCUCCUGCCCUGAAGCCUUUCAAAGCUGUGCUUCCCCCUGUCAAACCAGAAGCCUUUCAAAGCCAGAAUGCUACUUUUGAUGCUUUGCGGGAGUCCAUUAGGAUAGUGCUGGAAUAUGCCCAACUCUAUGCUCUGCGUAUGGCUGAACACAACGCUCUUGACUGCAGUUUCUUGCAGAUAGUCCCUUCUUUGUAUUCUGAUGUCAAGACAGAAGUUACACUCCAAGCUACUUGUCAGAGUGAGGGGUACUCAAACAACCAUCAGAAUAUUGUGACCUGUGCAGGACCUGCAACAAUUCGCAUUAAGAUAAGGGAGGCUCGUGUGAGUGAUCGCACAGAGCACAUGAUCAACCAAAAUCGUAACGACUGUGAUGCUCUAAUCACCAGGGCCAUGCAGCCCCCACCUCUCAAAGUUUGUGCCAGCAGUGUUCAAAUAGAGCAAACAAUAAAAGCUCUAUCUAAUGAAUACCUUGCUUUGCGCAAUGAAGGUGUGAGUGAAGCCCUGGCAGCUCAGAGAAUGCGUACAGUUGGAGUGGAACUUUUCUACCAUUUGGUUUCACGGUACAAUGAGGACCUUGCAGUUUAUCCUCCCACCAAACAACUUUUCACCACCUGCCUGGAGUCUUUAGGCCAGGUAUUUAUCAGUGGAGAAGAAUGUGAGUGUGAGCGUUUGCUGGCGUGCAUGGUCCAGUUUCCUCGCCUUGCUGGCCUGUUGGGUCCCCACUUCACUCCGACUAUUGCUGCUACCCCUGUGUUUCUCAUCAUGUACAAGUCUGUGGUGGACAUUUCUGUUCAGCCAAAUGCUGACCUUAGCUUUGUCCUUUUAUCCAAGUUUGACAUUGGUCAGUGGCUCUCAAAAGGAAACCCAAAUUUAAGUGAAUGUGACGAAUUCAUAAAUUAUGUGGGUCGGGCUUUAACAGCAAUCGGACCUACUCCAGCAGAGGAAAAGCAGAUUCUUCAUGAGAUGUUCUGCAACCAUAUUCGGUUACUGCUCAAACAUAAAUUCCCCUUGCACUUUAAUUCUGUAUUAAAUUUACUUCUUAAAACAAGUGAGAGUCAAUCAUUGUGUCCUGAUGUUUGGUAUUCUGUGAUCAACGUCAUCUUGACUCUGGGUGUUCCACAAGUUGGGCCUGGAUCUUCACCAUUGUUACGAAUUGGGCCUAAUAUGAAUCCAGGUCGUAUAAUGGAAGACUUACGAUUGUAUGCUGUGAACCAAAAGUUACUGCAGCACCAGGAGUUGUUGGAGACUGUAGCUCUUCUGGCAAGUCAUUUCAACCGCGAGCGUUUGCAAUAUGGUCUUUAUGGGUUGUAUCCCAAGUACCGUGUGUAUGUUGACGCUCUAGCCAUCUUUCUAGGAAUCAUUGCCCACUCUUUAGUUGUCAGCACUUUGCAAAAUGGUCAAGGCGUGAUAUCAAAUAAACUUGUUGAACAAUUAUGGCCUAGUGUGUCAGCCAUGUUCUUCCCUUGGAUUGCUCCAUAUUGGACUGAUCAGUUAUCAGAACCAACAGCUGCUUGGAUCCAGCAACUGACAGAUGACCGCUCAGUUCUUCCACCUUGGAUUGUUGGAGAUGCAUCCUAUGCUCAACGUAUCAUGGGAACCUUUGUGGAAGUUAUGAGAUUUGUUUUAGACACCUUACCAGCCAGCAGUAAUCUUUUGGGCUACAUUUGGCAAUUUUAUGUGUCACACUUUGCUCACACUGCUAUCAAAGAACAUACAUUGACUGUUGUGCAUACAAACUUGUUGACCUUACCUUGGAUGCGAUUUUGGCCUGCACCAUCUCACCUAGAUCUUAUGCUCAAGGUUGUGGAUCAGUAUUUGCCUGACUGUCAUGCCUUUCUUGGGGCUGUUUUUAUUGAAAUUGCAUGGACUAAGUGGUUAGCACAUGCAAGUAGUUCUGAGUCCCCAAUGGCAGUUGUUCGUCUCCACACCUGUCUUCUACAUCUUUUUGUCAAGCUAGCUAAUGAGCCAAGUGUGCGACAGUCGGGAAAAAUACUUUCACUUUUGGUCGAAUCUCGCAAACUUGCUUGGCAUCUCUUAGACGCGCACGCGUAUGAACCAGUUGUCAAUUGGUAUGUUAUGAGUGUGGAUCCUAGAUCAAUUCUUCGUGUGGAAGACCAAGACGGUAGUGCAAUUGACAGUGCUGUGAUAUAUCUUCUACAAGUAGCUGCUGGUUAUACUGCUAAUACUACCCAGUUCCACUCUUCUACAUUGCGCAAAAGGCAAAUGUUUGUUCGUUCUGGUGUAAAAGUGCUUGUGACUUGUGCAAGUAGAUACAAGUCAAUGCUAAGCUCUAAUAGAGUUGACUUUUUUGAAGUGAUUCAGCGCAUGUUGGACGACAUUGAAAUUGUUGUUGCUGCAACGGUUCCACAACAGCAGCAGGUACCAGAGGCUGGUUUACUUUUGACUGAAUUACUUGGUGUUGUUAACCAGCCUCCUGGCAGUGCCUUGGGUGCACUGGCUCUAGAAAGCUGUGUUUCGUGGCUUUCGUCCCUAGGAUCUGUCCCUGGGUCUCAACGCCAAAGCACUGUUGUUGUUCCUGCUCUGCUUAAAGUUGUAGGCAGUACAGUGAAUGAUUCUUCUGCCCUUGGUGGUAUUCUGGAAGCUACACUUGAAUCGUAUUUCUACAAUGCUGCAGGGGAUGAAACUAAAAACCAGUGGUCGAGCGCUGUUUCUAUACUUCAGCCCACUGUUCCACGUCAACCUCCCACAGAAGAAGUUUUAAUUACUGACGGUAAUUUAUUGAGUCUGCAUGGACUUCUCCUUCUUCAACUUCGGUUGUGUCGUGACAUCAGGGAGGAAGCCAUUUUGUUGUCCAGCCUCAUGACUUGGCUGAACUCUGUGCGGCCUACAGAGCAAGUGGAAGCAAAACUUACUCUUUUAUGGUGCCAAGUUUUGUAUCUUGCACAACGUCAAGUUUCUCAAUCCGGGGAUCGAGCCACAGCAGCCUCAUGUCUGCAUCAGCUAGUGCAGCAUGCUUCAGCUGUGGCAGAACAUAAGGCUGGCGGCUGGGGCCUCCUUAGUGCCAUUGGCAUUGGCAAGCAGCUAUCGGUCACCCCAAGGUGCCGCCUUUUGUGCCGUUUUCUAUGCGCAUUUGUAUCAGCUCAGUUGCCUGAGAGCAAGGUUGAAUCGAAUCUCGUAAGAAGUACACCCAACUGUGCUGGUUCUAUCACCAAUGGUCCCUCCACCAAAUCCGAUCCAUCUUUGGAUAUUCACCCUACUGCUGAUGCUCUGAAGAACCUUGCAUCCUUGGAGGGUUUGUUGAGUAACAAAUUGUAUGCUGGUGUCAGAUCGUGUAUUGAAUCAUCGGUUAUAUAUGUACGCAACCCUGAAAAUUCACUUCAUAAUGCAUCAGAAAUUUUGCAAACUUUGGCAAAACAGCUUUACACUGAAAGAUAUCUCCACGCAUCCUUUGAGGUGCAGAGAGUGAAUGAGAGGUGAUUUAAGAAAAUGCUUGUACAAAGUGCCUUCUGACUAAAGGUUACACCUACUUAAUGGGGAACAGUAUCUAGUUUAUGAUUGUGUGCCAUAUGUUUCUUUUUUUUCUAUAUUGAUCUAUAUUUUCUUUGUACCUUCAAAGAAAGCUUUGAUAACUACCAAAAAUUAUUCAUGUGAUAAUGCAGUUAUUGCAUGUUGACCAAUGUUGUUGUUGACUGGUAUUUAAUGUGAUUAUAGUCGCAAAUAUCAUCUACUUGAACAAAUGUAAGUGUCUUUUCUUGGAAUUCAGUCACUGGACUCUUAUUUGCACACCCAUUAUUUAUUGGGUGUUUGGUUCUUAUCUUCACUUGUCAUUGUAAUUGUGAUUUUGCUAAGUCUUCUUUGGAAUUUUUCUGCCUGUUUCUCUAACAUUGUUAUGUAUUUUGGGCUGUGAUGAUUUAUUUUCUUUUAUUCCUGUCAGUUGCUUUAAGUCAUGUUAAGUUUAGGUGACCUUGUUCCCUGAUAAUUUACCCUUCCAUUCACUUAAUCUUCUUAUUGUUGAAAUAAAAUCAUUUCUGUAGUAACAUUG
Molecule: messenger RNA, 8619 nt
Organism: Thrips palmi
Lineage: Eukaryota; Metazoa; Arthropoda; Insecta; Thysanoptera; Thripidae
Gene: Epg5
Product: ectopic P granules protein 5 homolog
Exons: 35
Coding region: 114-8054 (2646 amino acids)
Biological process (GO): autophagosome maturation
Cellular component (GO): cytoplasm
Source: RefSeq, a predicted model, not a curated record